AUGAGCAGCAGAGCUCUGUCACAAUACACCAAAAAUCCACCAAAAAAGGAGCAAGACAAUCACAAUGUUUCUUCUAGCUCAUUCAUCAACAGCACCCAAUUGGAAAGCCUCCAUCGAACUAAAUCGAAUCUGAAGGGACACUCAUUUGAUACCAUAAAUAGCUUGCAUGACGAUUUCUCCUUGAGUAACACAAGCUCAGUUCUCAAGUCUCAAGAUGCGGAGGAUGUUGCAAAUUGGAUUGACAAAAUCAAGGCACGGUAUGAAAGUUUAAGGUCGAAACAGCGACAGGAACUUGAUGAAUUGCUCCUUCAAAAGAAAGAAGAAGACAGGAAAAGAAAGUUGAAAGCAGAAAUGCAAAGAAAACAUUUUGACAAAGAUUUUGCAAAGUUAGGGAAAAUACUACAACAAAGAGAGGCCGAAGAGACGCGGAAAAAGGAGGCAGCCGCUGAGGCAUUGUUACAAGCAGGAUCGCUGUCUGAAAAUGCACCAUCUUCUUACCCCGACCAGUUGCCUCAUUGGGCACACCACAGGAAAGAGGAACGUGUCGAUGAAGAAGACGACGAUGUGGAAGAAAUCGAAAUCGAAAUCGAUAGUUCUGAUCAAGGCGAGGCGGAACUGGGAUACAGUCAAAACGACGAGGAAGAUACCGAUAUGGAAAGUGCAGAAGUACGCGCGAUGGACCUUGGCGUUUCCGAAAAUAGUGAUGGUGUGAUUGAAAUUGCCUCUAGUUCAGAAGCAGACGAAGAGCUGCAAAAUGAGUCAUACAACCCCUCUUCUACCUCCAAUCAACAACACAGUUCACAUCAUGGCUAUGGAAAUGAUUUGCAUCUUUAUCAAACAGCGCAUAGUGCACUAACAUAUGCACCACCUUCUGCGGGGAAGAUAGAUUCUUAUGGAGAUAGCCUUUCUUACGCUACUCAGGAGCACACUACAGGUGAUGUUUACCAGAGAACUGAAUAUAAUGAGGAAGGAGAGUAUGAAGAAUAUUACAAUGUGGAGGAGGAGUAUGAAGACGAAAGAUACGAACAAGAGUAUGCGGAUAAAGAUAAUCGAAGUCCUUACCAGCCAGAACGGAAUUAUGCAGCUUACGAUCCAAAGAUUUCAGGGAGAGAAUCCAUACGCCCUCAUGCAGAUGACAAUGAUGGGCAGAAAAUUGAUUCUGAGUUAGAUUAUGAGUCAGAUGAGGAAGAGGGUGAGGAUGAAGAAGGUGAAGAAGAAGAUGAGGAUGAAGAAGGUGAAGAAGAAGAUGAGGUUGAGGUUGAAUCACCUUUUGAAAAAGAGCUCAUUACAAAACAUGACGAUUCCCUUGAAGAGGAUCUUCAGUUACAGAAAGAUGUUCGAUUCCUCAACAACGAGUCAGAGUAUGACGAAUUCAAAUCGAUAAUACAAGGUAAUGAUUACAAGCAAACUUCUCGAGUGGAGGUGGAUCAACUGCUGGGUGAAAGUAGCAUGGACUCGGGCAUUGAAUCACUCGAUUACGGUGAAUACGCUUCCAUAGAUGCAAACUUUCCAAAACAUAAUGUGGCUCCUGCUUCAGCAAAUACAAGAUCUCUUGUGUCUCCUCACCUUUCAGAGUCGGAAGACUUACGCUCAAAUUUGGAUUCACAAGCUGAAGGGUUUGCGGACGAAGAAGAAGACAAUGAAGAGAAUGAUUAUCCUCGGAACGCUCCUUCGAAUGCGUACAAUAUUUUAAAAACCAUCAAAUCGUUUGGCGAUAGAUCCUUGCACAAUUUCAAAGAGGCUCAAACUCAAUCAGGGUAUAUGGCCGACGCGGAAUACACUGAUAAUAAUCUACCAAAACAUUCAAAAGAUGAUGAUGCCGACUCUGACGCCCACUUGAGUCAUCAGGAUUACCGUCCCGGUGAGUUGGCUCCAGUACCAGAUCCAUUUUACGCGCAAGAAUUGAGCGAGCAGAGAAUGAAGGUUAAUGAUCUAGACGAGAAUAGAUCUGAGGGCUCGUUAGCUGAUGAAAGCCAAUACGAGUCGCAUAGGAGUGAAGCACAUCACCUCAAGGAAGUACAAAUGCAUACUGAUGAUAGCGAAAGUCUCCAGAAGAAACAAGUAGCCUCUGAAUGGAUGCAAGAAAAACUAUUUGAGCCUGUGCCAAAAUCGGAGCUUCCGUGUUCUGUCCAAGCGAACAAUGCCAAAAAUUUCAGUGAUGAGUGCCCACCGGAACCAAUCUUCAAAUCAAUAGAGGAAGAAGAUGAUCCUGUAGUUGUUUUGCAGAACUUGAAAGAGGCCGAAAAAAAAUACAAUAUAAAGAUCGAUGCUGUUGAGGAGCUAGAGAAUACAAUAAGAUCAUUUUCUGAACCACCUGAGGAACCCAGUGAUGCCAAAUCUGUGUAUGAACGAGAUAGCAAUAUUUCGGGAGACUCAAUUUCACAAACUGAGGCCACAAGGAUUUCUGUUCCCGUCUUGGAAAGCAUUGAGGCCGACAGCAGCUCAGGUUCUUCGUUCUACGACUCGAACAGCUUGGGUCUGGAUGAAAUGGAAAUUGACGAAGGUGGUGGUGGUGAUGAAGUGGGAUCGGACUCUGGCGCAUUGUCCGAAGAGCAGAACGGAAUUGAUGGACUGGAGGUAGAUGAAGCACUCGAUUUAUCUACUCAAAAUGUUUCAUUCGGUGACGAACUUGUUGGUGCUAGUGCGGAAUCUGCUGAAAAGAAUGUACCGAAUUCAGAAAGAGAGGAUGACGAAAUGAGCGCAAAGCUCCAGACAAAUGCUAGCGGUGACCAGAGUGGGGAAAUCAUGAGCACAGUUGCCCCAGGUGGUGACAACAUUGACAUCUCGAAACAUCAAGUUUCCGAAGAGGUUGACAGGGAUGACAUUGAUCCCCCAUAUCUUGAUUCAAUACACGAGACCACAUUUGCCACUGAGAAUGACGAGAGUAUGAGAGCAAUAGAUGAAAGCAAGGAGACUAAUAGCUAUGAUGAGUCGAAUGACGAUGUUGAAGAGCUCUUGGGAGUUAUUGCGCCACAAGCGAAAGUCUUGGGUAUUGAGGAGGAGGAGUUACAGCCAGGGCCCCAAAGUGGUGAAAUUCAUGAAAAUAUUACAAACAUUGAGGAGCUAGUUAACAUUGGUGAUGGAUCAGAGAGUGAGAAGGAAGGUUUCACCCUCAAUAAAGAAGAUGGAAUUGGUGCCGGCAUCAACAACUCAAAUAUAAACGAUGAGGAGCGUGCGGACUCGUACGGUGAACAAAACAAUGUUACUAAAACAGCCUCAAAUGAUAAAGGUUCUGUUGAUGAUGGAAGAGUGCUUGUAAAUGCUUCUGAUGAAGAGAAAAUUGGACAAGAACUGGUCUACGCUUUGCAACAGGAUCCAGCCCCAAGUUUUGAGAAUAUCAAUCAUGAACUAGUUCAAGAUGUGAUAGACUUGGCUUAUCGUUUGGCUGAAAAUGAUGAAAUGGAUCGUGAGUUCCAAGAGAAAUCAUUCAAUGGACUGGGUGAGUUUUUUGAUCUGCGGGCUCAAAGACUGGAACCUCAAACUGCAUCCGUGAAAACCAAUGAGGCAAGUUUAGCAAACCCUAGUGGGCUGGUCUUGAAUCCUUCCGAAGUACGCAAAAGAUUGUUUUCUAUUUUUCCCAACGUAGGUCCGUCUGUUAGACCAUCUGGUUCAGUUCGGGUUUCGCUAUCGGAUGAGCAAGGAUCGAGUGAUUUAGAUGAUGAGGAUGACAACGUACUUGAAUUAGCGACAGAAUCAGCCGAGGUGGAUGACGGCGAUGGCAACGACGACGACAUACCGCUACGAGACUCCUCUGGUGGUGAGGAGGAAACCACUCCAAAUUCAAUAAAGAGUGAGACUUUGUCAAUUGAAGCAGCGAGUAAAUUUUUCAAGAAAGUGUUGCGAGGUGAUUAUUUUAGGCAGAGUCAUGCAUCCGAGAGUACAUCUAGUGAUGGCGAGAAUGAGGAUUCCACGACAUCACUGGAAGAAGAUGAGGAAAUACAGAAUGCAGACUCUUUAGUCGAUCACAGUGACAUUCCGGACAAUGGUUCCAAUGUGUAUGAUAUGUCUCAAAUCGAUGACGUUGCAAAAGCGUUAACAAAUGAGGAAGUUGUCAGCAUAGGAAGUCUGACACAAAUCAACUCAAAAGAAAAUGGAUCCAAAAAAGGUCUGUCACCAGAAGAAACUGGUUUUGAAAUAGAAAAGGAUAGCAGUUCUCCUUCUGUUUUACAAGUUGAUGAGCCAACUGGAUUGUUCAAAGACGGAAUCGGAAACUUGGUUAAUACUGUAUCAGACUUUGUUGAGAAAAUGGAUGACGGAGGAUCUGAGAUGAGUGAUACAGGUAGCGACGAAGUCGACAAGGGCAAUGUUGCAAGUCAGAGUACCUCACAAGUUGAUCAGUCGGAUUUUGCACAUGAUCUUGCUUCAGCGGUAACACACUUUGUAGAAGAAAUUGAAGAAGGGGGGUAUUGUGAAGAUGUGAGCGAAUCCAGCGGUGAUAACAGCGUUGAUAAGAGGGUCACCAACCCUAUCAAGUUUGCCGAUUUUGCAUCUCGAAGAUUACACUCAUUUUCAAAAAUAGCAAAGAAGUUGGAGGGACAACUCCUCAGGGAUGAAGUCUCUGACGAAAGAGAUGACGAGGCAAUCAGCAAGGUCGAAGUUGAAAUUACAUACACCAGGCCCUCGACAAGGCGGCGGAGAAGAAGAAAAUCCCGGAGACAUGGUCACCUUCAGACCUCUACUGCGAUGGUACCCGUGAGAAAUCCGGAUGUUACUUUGUCUGCGCCUGUGCUAGAAAAGUUAAUCGAGGACGAGAGUACGGUAAUCGAUGCUAAUCACAGUGAUGAAUUAAUCUCCGAUGAGGAUAAGGUAGACUCGUCGGUCGAGCUAACUGAGCGGACCGAAUUAGAAGAAGGUUCUAGAAAUGCAAUAAGCUCCCUAAGUGGUCUUCUGAGCCAGAGCCCAAUUUCACACGAUCAAGUUGAGGAAGAGACAAUCCAAAAAACGAGUCAGGGGUUCUCAAUAGUGGGUUCUGAUCAGCAGCAUGACUUGAGCGAGUCGCCUGCUCCAAGAUUGGAACAAACACAAGCAACAUUGGAAAGCAUUGCUCGAUUGGACCCUUCAACCCCGUCACUUGUGUUUGAGGAUCCUGCCCCUACAAUUCACAGGCUCAAUCCAUCAAAGAGAAGGCUGCGUUCGAGGAAACGUAGGAUUCUUGGUUUGCAUUUAAGCGAGAUUGCAAAUUUCGGAGCUUUGGAGAACCUGGAUGAGAGCGGUGGUGACAAUGAAGAGAGCGAGGAAAAUUCAAGGGGUAGAAUAAGUGCGGAUCUUCCCGAAUCACUUCGUCAUCUGUCGGCUGUCAGUAUGAAUCACCCCGCAUCCAGAACCAGGUCAAAGUCGCCACUCAAGAAGAAACGUAAAUUGGAAUAA
This is a messenger RNA of Lodderomyces theae, 5367 nucleotides long. RefSeq lists its product as uncharacterized. The coding region runs from base 1 to 5367 and encodes 1788 amino acids. The transcript has a single exon. The record is from RefSeq and is a predicted model, not a curated record. NCBI's taxonomy places the organism in Eukaryota, Fungi, Ascomycota, Pichiomycetes, Serinales, Debaryomycetaceae.